Molecule: messenger RNA, 1966 nt
Organism: Ornithorhynchus anatinus (platypus)
Lineage: Eukaryota; Metazoa; Chordata; Mammalia; Monotremata; Ornithorhynchidae
Gene: TAAR1
Product: trace amine associated receptor 1
Exons: 1
Coding region: 127-1143 (338 amino acids)
Biological process (GO): G protein-coupled receptor signaling pathway
Cellular component (GO): membrane
Molecular function (GO): trace-amine receptor activity
Source: RefSeq, a predicted model, not a curated record
UCAGUUGACCAUAGCUGAAAAAGCCGCCAAAGAACUCUAAUUUGAUCUAGAAGCCCUCCACCUCAUCCUCCUCCAGUGAGCUCCGAGACUAAGACAUCCACAGAUACAUCGGUGUCGUGGGGAAAGAUGCAGUUCUGCUCUGGAGACAGAAAUGGCUCUUGUAUAAGGACCAGCUGGUCCGAUAACAUCCGCGUCGUUAUGUACAGCAUGAUGUCUUGCAUAAUCCUGACCACGCUGGCCGGAAACCUGAUGGUGAUUAUCUCCAUCUCGCAUUUCAAGCAGCUCCACACACCCACCAACUGGCUGAUCCACUCGAUGGCCACAGUGGACUUUCUGCUGGGCUGCUUCGUGAUGCCUUACAGCAUGGUGCGAUCGGUGGAGAGCUGCUGGUAUUUCGGGGAGCUUUUCUGCAGAAUCCACACCAGCACGGAUAUUAUGUUGAGCUCGGCAUCCAUUUUCCACCUGUCCUUCAUUUCUAUCGACCGCUACUACGCCGUGUGCCACCCGCUGAGAUACAAAACCAAGAUCAACAUCUUUGUUGUGCUGGUCAUGAUCUUUGUCAGCUGGACGGUCCCUGCCCUCUUCGCUUUCGGGAUGGUGUUUCUGGAGCUCAACUUGAAAGGAAUAGAAGACCUUUACCAGCAGCAGUUUCUCUGUGUUGGAGGCUGUUUUGUGUUUUUCAGUAAAACUUCGGGGGUUCUCGCUUUCAUGAUCUCUUUCUACAUCCCAGGAUUUAUUAUGCUGUGCAUCUAUGGGAAAAUCUUCUUCAUAGCCAGGAGACAGGCAAGGUCCAUUAAUGACACCGCCCAGCAGAUCCAGGCAGGGUUUGAAGAGAUGCACCGGCCUUCGAGGAGCAGAGAGAGGAAAGCAGCGAAAACAUUAGGAAUCGUGAUGGGAGUCUUUCUCCUCUGUUGGUGUCCGUUUUUCUUCUGCACCAUCAUGGAUCCUUUUAUUGGCUAUACGGUACCCCCCGUCCUCAGAGAGGCUUUGGUUUGGUUGGGCUAUUUAAACUCAACCUUUAACCCUAUGGUUUACGCGUUUUUCUACCCAUGGUUUCGGAAGGCCCUCAAGAUGGUCCUAGUGGGGAGAGUUUUCCAAAAGGGCUCUUCCACCUCUAAAUUGGUUUUAGAGACAUGUGUCUAGGAUUUAACUGGAUAUGUGGGCAGGGGAUGUAUCUGUUAUAUUCUUUUAUUUUACUCUUCCAAGAGCCUAGUACAGUGUUCUGCACACGCAAGUGCCCAAUAAAUAUGAUUGAUUGAGUGAAGCAUAGCUAAAAAGACUGUAUUUAUGAAACACCCAGGAUUCAUUCAUUCAUUCAUUCAUUCAAACCUAUUUAUUGAGCACCUACUGUGUACAAAGCACUGUACUAAGCCCUUAUUUAAAAAUCCAGGAAGCAGAAAACUAUAACUGACCCAUUCAGCAUCCACUAUCUAGGACUGAUUAACAGGUAUUUGUGUUUAAUUAGGCCCAGUGAAUUUGAUAGUGCUACUGGGGAUGAUGAAAACAAGGUUAAUUUGCCUCACACUCCAUCCUAUAGCUCUUUUUAAAUAUUCAAUUAAAUUGGAAAUGAUACCUCAAAAAGGAAGGAAAAUUAUCUGGUACACAGAAAUGAAAAGUGCAUUUCUAUAGCACUAAUUCAGGAUGAUACUUAGGAAUGUGGUAAAGUUCUUUAAUAUGCACUGCUUUCUGCUAAAAAUGCCACAAACAUCUAACUCUAAAUUAUGAAUAAUAUGUAUUUAGGUUAUAUUAAGGAAAAACAUAUUUUUUUUGGGGGGAAACCAUUUCUUAAGUAUAGAUUCAGAUUAGAAUUAAAAUCAUUUUGAUUUAAAUCAAAUCCACCUUGAUCUAAAAAUUUCCAGGAAACACAGUUUUCUACCCUAAAUCUUCCAAACAAUUUCUUUGAAUCUGUGCUUCACUUUGCUUCUGUCUAUAAUGAGACAUGGUAAGGAGUGCAAGUCAAACUUGG